This is a messenger RNA of Acipenser ruthenus (sterlet), 4379 nucleotides long. Its product is annotated as synaptotagmin-11-like. Lineage: Eukaryota; Metazoa; Chordata; Actinopteri; Acipenseriformes; Acipenseridae. The transcript is spliced from 4 exons. Gene Ontology annotation, biological process: regulation of dopamine secretion; calcium-ion regulated exocytosis; vesicle fusion. Gene Ontology annotation, cellular component: membrane; axon; synapse. The record is from RefSeq and is a predicted model, not a curated record. Bases 243 to 1595 code for a protein of 450 amino acids. Gene Ontology annotation, molecular function: calcium-dependent phospholipid binding; clathrin binding; SNARE binding.
AGCCGCAUCCCUGACAGACAGAAGCAGAGCAUCACUAAGUGCGCAAGGGAGCGCAUCUGUAGGCAAUCCGGCGCACAGACGCACACACACAAACCUUGCUUUAUUACAGUGACCCGAUCCUGUCCGUUUUCCAGAUUGCAGCGGGGAUACCUUCUCUUCAUGGAAAUAAAAUAGGGACGUUUAUUUUAUUUCUUUAAAAAAAAAAACCCCAAAACAGCUCUGGUGAGGAGAUCAGCCACAAAAUGGCUGAAAUCACAAAUAUAAGACCAGCUUUUGAUGUGUCUCCGGUGCUGGCCGGGUUCAUCGGCGCUGGGGUCCUUGUGCUGGUGGUGUCCCUGGCCGUGUUCGUGUGGACCUGCUGUCACCGGCGCUACCACAAGAGCCUGGGCACCAACAACAACAGCGGGGAGCUGAGCAGCGACCCCCCCUACAAGUUCAUCCACAUGCUGAAGGGCAUCAGCAUCUACCCCGAGAGCCUGAGCGGGAGCAAGAAGAUCGUCCGCGUGGUGCGCAGGGCAGGGGCUGCCAGACCGGGCCCCGGGGGAGACUGGGGGCCCAACACCGUGCUGGUGGAGGCGGCACCAGCGAGCGGGUCACGCAGCGAGCCUCGCCAGCAACACCCGCGACAGAACAGCUACGCCCCGCAGCGGCUUCCCAUCCGAGCCGACUACAGCCCCGACCCGAGUCCGGAGCCCAGCUUGGGGCCCAGCAGCCUGGCCAGCAGCAAGAUGGCUUCGCCCUUCACCCCCCUGGAGCCCGAGGAAGCCAAGCUGGGCACCCUGAGCUUCUCGGUGGACUACAACUUCCCCAAGAAGGCCCUGGUGGUGACGAUCCAGGAGGCGCACGGGCUGCCGGCAGUGGACGAGCACGCGGGCAGCUCUGACCCCUACAUCAAGAUGACCAUCCUGCCCGAGAAGAAGCACCGGGUGAAGACGCGGGUGCUGCGCAAGACCCUGGAGCCCGUGUUCGACGAGACCUUCACCUUCUACGGGGUGCCCUACAGCGGGCUGCAGGACCUGGUGCUGCACUUCCUGGUGCUCAGCUUUGACCGCUUUGCCCGCGAUGACGUCAUCGGAGAGGUGGUGGUGCCGCUCUCCGGGGUCGACCCCAGCACGGGCAAGGUGCAGCUCCAGCACGACAUUGUCAAGAGGACCAUCCAGCAGUGUGUGAGCCGGGGAGAGCUGCUGGUGUCCCUGUCCUAUCAGCCUGUCACUCAGAGACUGAACGUGGUUGUGCUGAAGGCCAAGCACCUGCCCAGAAUGGACAUCACUGGACUCUCAGGUAACCCCUACGUGAAAGUGAACGUGUUCUACGGCCGCAAACGCAUCGCCAAGAAGAAGACCCACGUGAAGAAGAGCACGCUGAACCCCGUGUUCAACGAGUCCUUCAUCUACGACGUGCCCGCUGAGCUGCUCCCCGACAUCACCGUGGAGUUCCUGGUCAUCGACUUUGACCGCACCACCAAGAACGAGGUGGUGGGCAGACUGGUCCUGGGGGCACACAGCCCCACCGCAGCGGGCGCCACCCAUUGGAAGGAGGUCUGCGACAGCCCUAGGCGGCAGUUUGCUAAGUGGCACUGCCUGGGAGAGCACUAACGGGAGACAAGACAGACAGACAGACAGAGACAGACAGACAGACAGAUAGACGAGAUACUACUACUACUACUACUGCUUCAAGCAUCUUUCAAAGGAACUUGUACAGAAUACAGAAAAAAAUUAAAAAUGACGGACUUGUUUUAGUGAUAGUGAAAAAGACUAUUCUAUUAAUACUGAGCUCAGCUCUUUAGUGAUUUUACAGGGCGCUGGAAACACUGAGAAACAACAGAUUGACAACCCAGGUGUAUAUUGGUGGUGAUGGUAUAUUCAAAUCUAUUGCAUGCCUGUAAAAAACAAAACAAAAAGUGCAUAUAACUCUAUAACUGUUUAAGUAAUUAUUCUCACUUUCUUUUUUUUCUGCCAUAAAUAAAAGGGUUUUAUUUCUGCAGCUGGGUGUUAAAAAAAACGAACCGGGGGUUUAAAAUCCAGACCCAUGAGAAUUCAGUUGUAAAGGAGGUUCUGGGAUCCCAAGCACUGUGUUUUUUUUUAACCAGGUGUGGGGGUCAGCGACAUCAUUCAAUGAAUUUAUCUUUACUUUGAUCAAACAGAGUAAACAUUCUUGCAAGCAAAUCAGAAAGUCAGGACUGGAAAACGAGAAUCCCAUUGCCAAAAAUCAGUAAAUAACAACAGCGUACCCCAGUGGAGGCAACACGAUGGAUUUGGAACAGAUAUUGCACAGUAUAGGUUGUGGUCCGGAUACGAGAGCAGCCAGACAGAUCCCGAAGCUUAAAGAAAUGCUUAUGAAGACAGGGUUAGGGAAUGCAUUCAGCCAAGGAAUAUUUCAGGUCUGAUUGACAAGUUUUCAAGCCUUAUAAGGAGAAUAUUUUAAACUCAGAAUCCAGGACCAGAGGACAGCUGGAAAUUAGGUGGGGACAGACUUGGGACAAAGUGGUGAGGGGGUGUGGAAUAGGUUACCGUGGGUUACCUAGCCUUGUUGUCGAGGCAGGAUCAGUUAUUAGAAUCCAGACAGGGAUUGACGGUCUCAGUGGCCUAGUUUGUCGUUGUUCUUUUCUGACGAUACGGUCUCUUGCUCGCAGUCUCUCUGGUGCUGGUACGGUACUGUAACAGACUGCUGUGUUUUAGUUACACCAUUGUGCUGUUUUCUGAACCAGACAGAUUCUGUCAGUCGUUGUAAUGGCAGAGAAUCAAAUAGUAGUUUUUUUUUUCCAUUUAUAAAAUCCUAAAUGGUUUAGCUAAAGUAAAAAUUCAGUGCUUAAAUGUGAAACGUUACAAAUACUUAGAUUCUGUCCUGUUAAACACUAGAAACAUUACAAAUACUUAGAUUCUGUCCUGUUAAACUCUAGAAACAUUACAAAUACUUAGAUUCUGUCCUAAACUCUAGAAACAUUACAAAUACUUAGAUUCUGUCCUGUUAAACUCUAGAAACAUUACAAAUACUUAGAUUCUGUCCUAUUAAAUCCCUUAGCAUUGAUGGGCCAAACACCUCUUCUCGUUCCCAAACGUAUCUUGAUCAGCAUAAUGUAGUAAAAGAGAAAGCCUUUUUAUUUGUAUAUACAAAUGUCCAUUGCUUGUGUAAGACCCCUCCCCUGGUCUCUGUGCCCCUCCCUCCCUCACUGUGUGGCAUCCAGGAGCCAGGAGGUUGAGUGAACGGGGGCACUUUCUGACUGGACUGUGGGCUAUUCAACCGCAGGGCAGCCCUUUGGAGAACACACCGUACCUUUACAGUCAAACCCUGGGAGUGGAAAGCAUUUUUAAUAAAAUUAAAAAAGGAUACAAAAAAAAUAGGGGAGGGGACCCAUAAGAAACUCGCAGACAGCUGGGAAGAAGAUUGUACAUACUGUAAUAUAAAAAGUCUCAAAUCGUGUUUUGUUUUUUAUUUCUUACAAAAAUAUAAAACUGCUGCCACGUAUUGGUUAUGAAAAAAGAGAGAGAAAACACCCCCUGUUUAUCAAUAGCGGGAGUAUGUGCUGGAUUUAAAAAGGGGGGGCUCAACUGGGCUGAACAAUGACUUUUUCCUAUCCCAACAUUUCUUGUAUUUCAUAUGCACAAAAAAACACUGACUUGUGAUCAUAUUCAGAGAAGCAUGCAUUAACCUCUAUCAGUGCAACUCUAUUGAAACCCUUUGAUUUCAGGACUGAAAAGACUGCUUAAUACAUUCCAGUUAGCCUUUCCGUGCAGUUUAUAGACAAUAAUAACUGGAACUGUUUCGUUAUGAACAGCAAUCUUCUUCAUUUGAACAUACUUUUCAUAUUUUUGAUAAAACAUUUCCCUGAAAGGUCGUAAGCAUAUCAAAAAAAGAUUAGCGGGAAUAAUGUGGUUCUGGUCUGGACAUAGGUUAACGCUUCACAGCUUCACUCACUGUCAACAAUCCUGUCUUGUGUAUUUCAGCCCAAAUGUCAAAUCCUCGAAUCUAGUAUUUCUGUAUAUAAAUCUACAGUAUAUAUUUCAGAAACGAUCUGAUUUUGUUCUGUUUUAUUUCUAUUAUUUUCAAUGUUUCAAGGUGUCAUAGGGUGCUCCCUAUCACUCUCUCUCUCUCUUUUGAAUCAUCCUUCUUGUCUGGUCUGUUGUAAAACUGAACUGGGAAAAAAAAGUGUAAUAAUACUACUAAUGAUGAUAAUAAUAAUAAUCAUAAUAAUAAUGAUAAUAAUGCUAAUAAUAACAAUAACAAUGAUACUACAAAAGUACUUUAUGUGGAAAUAAAACUGAGCUGUGUUUGAACUGCAUAAUGCCAUGAACUAUAUGCUAAUAUAUUACCCUGUUGCUAACUUGUAUGUUGAAUUUGUUAACACACACUGAGCGUGCAAAUAAAGACUGAUACACGAC